Ceratitis capitata (Mediterranean fruit fly) is the source of this 2838-nucleotide messenger RNA. RefSeq names its product transcriptional repressor CTCF (gene CTCF). Gene Ontology annotation, molecular function: RNA polymerase II cis-regulatory region sequence-specific DNA binding; DNA-binding transcription factor activity. NCBI's taxonomy places the organism in Eukaryota, Metazoa, Arthropoda, Insecta, Diptera, Tephritidae. The record is from RefSeq and is a predicted model, not a curated record. The transcript has 5 exons. The coding region runs from base 328 to 2352 and encodes 674 amino acids. Gene Ontology annotation, biological process: regulation of transcription by RNA polymerase II.
GAAAUUUAACAACUUCAAGUGAAAACUUAAUUCUCCUCUGACGGCGAAAAUUUCAGGUUUAUUUUAGAAUACAUUUCUACUAAUUUAAAAAAAGUUUUUAAUAGUAUUCUUAAUUGAAUAAAGCUAUAAUUAAUACCUCUACUUAAAUCAAUAAGGGAAUAGGAGUUUUUUAUUUACCUUGAAUGCUAAUCGCUUAGAAAUUUUUGCUGUCGACCGCUGUGUGUCGCUUGUCGAGAAAAGUCACUAUUUUAUUGUCGCGCCAUAUUCCCGGCGACCUCUGUGAGGAAAUCUCUUGAAAACUAAGGUAAACAAGAUCGCUAGUAGAAGAUGUCUGGAGCAAUGGAUGAUGAUAGCGAAGGCCAGGAUUUGGAAACUAUCAUACACUCGAUCAAUAAGGAAAUUGAAGAGGUAACGUUGUGCUUGACCGAUGAUAUGAAUGGUAAUGAGGAUGAGUCACAGGAGGAACAUGCACCAGUAGAAAUUAGCAUAGAAGAUGAAGAUAAACAAUACUAUUUGGACGAUAGAGGAAAUAUAUAUUUAACUUUAACAUCAUCAAAGACUGAUGAAGUCCCGACAAGUUCUAAAAGAAAAACAAAGUCUGUUUCAGAAAGUACAUCAAAGCGAAUGGCUAAAAGUAAUAAAGCGCCCAAGGCCAGCACCAAAUCAGAGUCCGGCGAAGAAAAUUUUAUGAUUUAUAUUAAUGACGACAAGAUCAAAUCCGAAGUUGAGCAAAGUGCCGAUGAUCCUGCAACUCUUGAUGAGAUGUAUGAAUUCGAUGAGUUGGAAGAGGAGACUGAAUCGCCAGCAAAAGGUGAAAAGAUAUCAUUACUAAAAGUAUUGCCUGUAAAAAGCAGUGAGCUGUCUGGAGCACAGAUAUAUAAAUGUGCACAUUGUAAUUAUGAAACAUGUAAGCGAUACAUGCUUUCGCGGCAUAUGAAGUCCCAUUCUGAUGACAGGCCUUUUGUUUGUUCUGUUUGCGAUCGGGCUUUCAAGACAAAUCACACUCUUCAAAACCAUAUUAACGUACAUCUUGGAAGAAAACCACAUCCCUGUUUGUCUUGUGACAGCCGCUUUACAACGCAAGGAGACUUAUCACGACACGUAAUGUAUAAACACACUCACACCAAACGUCAUAAGUGCACUGAAUGUGACUAUGCCACCGUUGAAAUGAGUAAGUUGCGUCGUCAUAUGCGCGCACACACAGGUGAACGGCCAUAUCAAUGCCCUCACUGCACUUACGCUUCGCCAGAUAGUUUUAAAUUAAAACGACAUUUGCGCACACACACUGGUGAAAAGCCAUACGAAUGCGAUAUCUGUCAAUCCCGGUUUACACAAUCGAACUCACUGAAGUCGCAUAAACUCAUACAUAGUGUGGAUGACAAGCCGGUCUUUCAAUGUGCAUUGUGUCCAACUACUUGUAGCCGAAAAUCGGAUUUGCGCACUCAUGUUCAAAAAUUGCACUAUUCCGAUAAGCCACUGCCGUGCAAGAGGUGUGGAAAAGAAUUACCGGAUCGCUACAGCUAUAAGAUGCAUGUGAAAACGCAUGAAGGAGAACGUUGCUAUAGUUGCAAUCAGUGUAACUACAAGUCGAUAUCUAUGCGAAAUCUGGAAAUGCACAAACAAAUUCACAGCGAAGAGAAACCGUUUGAGUGUGAGAAAUGUGGUCACCGUUUCCGCCAGAAGCAGUUACUUGGUCGUCAUAUAAAUCUUUAUCAUAAUGAAAACUAUGUACCACCACCUAAACUCCAAAAAUCUCAUAAUUGUCCAUAUUGCACACGAGUAUUUGCUCAUAAGGGCAAUUUGGUGCGACAUAUGCGAUUGCACGAUGAUCAAGAGAGUGGAACACAUAGUCUCAGAAUUCCAAAGGUAGAAAAUGAGAAAUUAACUGAUUCCGAUGAAGAGCCUUAUGCUACAGACGACGAUACGAUGAAUGGUGAAAAUUUUGAAGAAUAUGAUGUUAUAGAAGAAGUGGAAGAAUUGGAAACAGAUUUGGCCAUAGAGGCUGAUGAGCCAACGACUAGUCAAUCGCCCAUACAGAAUAAUAGCAAAACGUUACAUAUUGAAAUGGCAAGAGAAAAUAAAAGAAACACUAAGCAUGUCAAAAUAGAAGAAGAAUUCAUAAGUGAUCUAGAUGACGACGAAUCCGGUGUUCCUGGGUAUAUGGUAGUUAAAGUAGAUGAUGACGGUGAUUGUGUUAUUUUAACAAAUGUUGAGAAUGGAAAGACUAAUGAAACAACAGCUGUUGAGGAAACCAGUUUGAACGUUGAAAAUAAUUUUGGGUUUAGUUUGGAAGAAUGUAAUGAUGAUGACAUGGAGGAGACAGUAUUCCUCAAUAUUGUGGAGGAGAAUUGAUUUUCAUUAAGAUUUUAAUUAAAUUUCCAAUUGCUCUAAAAAAUCUAUAUUAUAUGGUCAAGUAAAAAGUAAUCUAUUAUUUCAGCAAGACAUGAUUCAAGUGGUCUGUAUGACGCAUUCUAUAAUAUCGAUUGGAUUACGGUAAAUGGCGUUCGGCUGAUAAAGAUGAUUGUCCCAAUUUUUUGUCCAUAGCUAACUAACUAUUAUAAAUAAAGCCUUCUAUUGAAUGCAAAAAUAAUAGACUACUUAUUACUAGACCAAUAUAUACGUGCAUAUAUAUUGUAUACAUUAUAUAUUUAUUGCAUUAAAUUAAGUGCUGAAGAAAAUAUGGGCAUCUUGGCACAUAUUGACUACUCCAAAAUACCUAAAUAUGUAACCUGGUCUAAUUCGUAUACAUAUGAACAUAAUGAAUGUCUGAAUUCAAUGUAUGUACGUAAUGCAGUAGAAAAUACAUAGCUAAGAAUUAAUAAAUGUACAACUUUUACA